Molecule: messenger RNA, 684 nt
Organism: Cucurbitaria berberidis CBS 394.84
Lineage: Eukaryota; Fungi; Ascomycota; Dothideomycetes; Pleosporales; Cucurbitariaceae
Exons: 3
Coding region: 1-684 (227 amino acids)
Source: RefSeq, a predicted model, not a curated record
AUGGUCGUCUGUUAUUUUCGUCCUGGUACCGGACUGAGAGUUUACUUGGCUAAUGUCCGCCGCGCUGAUACUUGGGGUGGCGCCGUGUCCCUAGGCCCCACCAGGUCCACCAUAACGCGUGCCGUUACAACCAUCAUCCCCGGGCCCGCCCCAUCCACCCAGAAUGGCGAAUUGUUCCUUUGGCCGGGCAUGUCUAAUGGCACAGGCGACCUCGUACAGACAACGCUCGAGUCAUGGCCUCAGGGUAACGCCUGGUGUGGUGCAAAGCCAGGACAGUGGUGCAUUAGAAGCUCGCUGUUUGGAUCGUUUGGGCAGUUGGAUGGGGAGGCUAGUCCCGUAGAUGGGGAUACGAGGAUUGAAAUCCUUUAUGAGUUGCUCGCAGACAAUACGACGUGGCGGCAGACGGCGAAAGAUCUCGACUCUGGCAAGCAGUUGUCCACGUUCGAGCACAACUCUGGCCCAUACAUGCGUGGGUACGGAACUGGAACGGAGUGCCAGCAAGACUGUACAGGAACUAUCGCGCCUCAGCUCUAUGAGAACACGGUCAUCACGCUUGCUAGCGAGGACCGUGAUUUCGGUAAGACGAUUGCGGUCAGUCAGGGCGCGACGUAUGAGGGCCUUGGGGCUAGUGCGGACGGGAAGACGUGGACUAUUGCGAAUAUGAAGGUGCAAUCCAUGACCUGA